This is a messenger RNA of Verticillium nonalfalfae, 618 nucleotides long. RefSeq lists its product as uncharacterized. Gene Ontology annotation, cellular component: cytoplasm; membrane. The transcript is spliced from 3 exons. The coding region runs from base 1 to 618 and encodes 205 amino acids. Lineage: Eukaryota; Fungi; Ascomycota; Sordariomycetes; Glomerellales; Plectosphaerellaceae. The record is from RefSeq and is a predicted model, not a curated record.
AUGCCUUCCCCGAUUGUAACGGCCACGCUUCAGGCGUCCACACUUUCGACCGUGUCAAACCUUUGCGCCCAGUUCAUCCAGGCGUACCAGGAACAGCGACCAUUCCGCCUGGACCUGAUCCAGCUGCUACGCUUCAUUAUCCUCUCCGCCGUCACGUGUCCGCCCAAUUUUCACUGGCAGCAGUUCCUCGAGCGGAGUUUCCCAGCCUACCCGUUGCCCGCACAUGCGCCGACGGACCGUUCCGCCGAGAUCGAGCUGAAGCGCCUCGACAGCGAACCCUCGCGGCUCGAGGAUGGCACCGUCGUCGCGCCGGAGCCCCAGUUCAGCUUGCGCAACACGCUGACCAAGUGGUUCGUCGACUGCAUCACCAUGGGCGCCAUUAUGAACACGGUUGCCUUUCUCGUCAUCAUGGGCGCGCUAAAGGGCCAGGGAUUAGGUCCCAUCUGGUACAACGUCGAGACGCAAACGAUCCCGAUCAUUGUCGCGGGCUACAAGAUUUGGCCUCUGGCGUCUAUCAUCAGCUUCAGUUUUGUACCUGUUCACAGACGCGUUGUGUUCCUGAGCUUUAUUGGCUUGAUUUGGGGUGUCUACAUGAGCCUUGUUGCAGCAAAAGUUUAA